Grosmannia clavigera kw1407 is the source of this 2370-nucleotide messenger RNA. RefSeq names its product c6 zinc finger domain containing protein. Lineage: Eukaryota; Fungi; Ascomycota; Sordariomycetes; Ophiostomatales; Ophiostomataceae. The record is from RefSeq and is a predicted model, not a curated record. Gene Ontology annotation, biological process: positive regulation of transcription by RNA polymerase II; DNA-templated transcription. Gene Ontology annotation, molecular function: sequence-specific DNA binding; zinc ion binding; DNA-binding transcription factor activity, RNA polymerase II-specific. The coding region runs from base 1 to 2370 and encodes 789 amino acids. The transcript has 7 exons.
AUGGCCCCCAGCGCAGACGACGCCGGCAGGACGGCGUCUUCGUCGGACGACACGACACCUCGGCCGACAGCCGCUCCGGCCAUGGGCCACCAGGCGUGCGAGCGGUGCUGGAAGCGAAAGCAAAAGGCAAUGCGACCGCCAACUGCCGUCCUGCUCGACGUGUGCCGGUCUGGGCGUGACCUGUCAGGCGAGGAGCGUACAGUUCGACUUGCUGACCGACGACAGUCCGCUGUCGCACGCCUCGACCCUGAGACGCUAAAGCGCCGACUGGACGAGCUGGCCCACGCACCACCACACGGCCAGAACAAGCGAGCCCGGCUGGACGGCGACCGGCCUCGCAGUGACGGUGUCGCCGUCGCCGUGUCGUCCUUUUCGUCGCCACCGUCGCCGUCUGCGCCGGCGCCACCGCUUAUUCGGACUGCUGUCACCACCACUCCGUCCACAGUGCGGAUUCGCACGGCCGCAUCCGAAGCCGGCACCAGCAGCACACGUCUCCGGGCUCAUGCCAGCACGAGCACGGCCGCGACGUCGCUGGCCGCCGACGAUGAGGUCGCUGCCGAUGCUACGGACGGAUCCAUACGCGCCAUGAUGGGCGAGAUCGGCUUCCUGUCGCGCAGCGCCAUCGGAGAGCCGCACGACGAUGAGCCAACGACGGCCGUCCAGCGACCACUUCGUCUGGCGCCUGACCGCGUCGUCAUGGCCGCCCUGGCCCUCGACGGCCACGAUCCCUCGGGCAGCGGACGUGAUGGAGGUUCUGCUGCUGCUGCUGCUGCUGCUACCGGCGACAGCAAGAACGGCUCAGCCCCUCUGCAUCUGCAUCCGCAUCUGACAGACCCUCCCGACGAUUGGACCUGGACCUUGACCAGACUCGCUUCGGCCGUUCAUCUGCGCCGCUUUCUCGACGAGGUCGCCGUUCGGUUCCCCCAUCUGGCCACGGCCAAGGCCGCUGACCAGCUCGAGGCCCAGUACGAGGCCGUGCUCAAGGCCCAACACGAUGCCGUCCUCCAGUCGCAGUCCUCUUCCUCCUUCUUUUCGUCCUCGUCGGCCCCCUCGCCAUCCGCUCGCCUGGCUGUCUACCUCGCCGUCGCUACCGGCGCCCUGCUGGCCCCUAAUGCUGCUCGCCUGCACGGCUUCGCCCAGCGCCUUCACGCUGCCGCCGUCCGGCUGCUGCCCGCUGUUCUCGUUCAGCGCCCUGGAGCGUCUGCUGCUGGAAACUCCAACGCGGGCGAGGCGCUUGCUGCCAUCCGCGCCAUCGUCGCGCUCGUCAUCUACGCCACCCUCUCGCCUGACGGCGGCUCGGCCUGGCAUCUGCUCGGCAUGGCCACCAAGCGCUGCAUCGUGCUGGGAUUGCGACGCGAACCUGACGUCCAGUCGGCUGUCGAGGCCGAUGAGCGGCGUCGCCUCUUCUGGAGCGUCUACCUGCUGGACCGGUCUAUUGGUCUGGUUAUGGAUCGCCCUUUUAGCAUCCAGGACGAAGAUAUUUCUGUCAGCAUGCCAGAAGAUGACUCUUCCUCCCGCGAAAUCCCACCCUUCUUCUCCCUCAGCCACCACCUCGUCGUCCAGGCCCGUCUCGUCUCCGCCGUUCGCACAGCCGCCCGCACUGCUCCCCUCUUCGACUACAGCAACUUUUGCUACUGGCGCGACUUUCCCCCUCCGCUCGACCAUCUGCCUGCAGACGCCCGCGAAACCCACGCCGACUUCCUGCACCUGCUGGCCUGCCGCACCCUCGUGCAGAUCACCGCCAACUGCCUGCAUGGUCACGAGCCUGCUGCCUCUUCCACCACUGUCACUGCCACCAUCACCACCACAACCGAGACAAAAGCCAUCACCGUCGACGCCUCCGACUCUUCGCCCUCUGUCCUCUCCUCGUCCUCUUCGGUUGCCGCUUCUUCGGCCUCUACCUCCACCCCCCAUUCGCCCAAGGAGGAGGACCCCGGCACAGCCCAAACGAUGGCGCCUGUCGAAGCUGAAGCUGCCACCACCACCGCGCCGCCUCCUCUCGCCCCCAGCGUCAGUGUCGGCCUCCUGUCCGGCCAGAGCCUUCGCCAGAGCAUCGACGACGACGCCGCCCGCCACUGCCGCGGCCUCAUCGAGCGCGCCUACGCCCGUGCCGACCGCGAGCUUGUUUUGUCGGCUCCUUUGUCGACGCCUACGACCUUUUUGCCGCCGGUGUCGUUUACCUCUUGCACCAUGCUGAUCACCUCCAUCGGCGAGCGCUUCUCCGCCCUCAAGCCCCUGCGCCGCGUCUUGGUCGCUCUGCUGGCCCGUCUCCGUGCCCGCAAAAUGGCCCACGGCAGCAUCCCCGAACUCGACACUCUUCCCGCCAUUGUUCCCACAUACCUUAAACGAAUGAUACACAACUGCUUAUGA